GUGCGCUAUGUACGUGGCCUUUAGUCGCCUCGACAGUCGAGAAGAAACCGUGUUGCGCGCAAUCUCAGCUAGCUAGUUCGUGCGUGAUCUCGUGAACGGAAUCUGAAUGCAUGGCAAAGAUGCAUCCUGGUACGAGACGACGUUUGAGAUUCUGUUGGAUAACAAUAGCGCUGCUCGUCGGUCUUCUUGUCAAUGCCUCCGGCGGUGUUUGGAAGAGACGAGAGGAUAAGACCAAGUGUCCAAAAGUGAAGGGCAUACGCAACUUUGAUAUAUCCGAGUUUCUCGGAUUGUGGUACAUAGUACAGUACUACGCAAGCUCAGAAGAAGCUCUUGCGUACAGAUGCAUGAGAGCCGAGCUCUCGAUUUCGCCCGAAAAUGCCGAAGUUACUAUGAAUUUCACUUACAGCUUUACUGAUGAUCCCAUUAAUGAGCUACUCGUUGGUAACAUCACAUGGAAAAUUCCUUCACCGGACUUACCUGCUCAUUGGAUACACGCUGAGUUUCCGUAUGAAGGGGUAUACAAUACAUAUGUGUUAGAUUCAGAUUAUAAAUCCUGGGCCUUACUAAUGCAUUGUGCUGAAAAGAGCAAAAGUCCACGAUAUUUAUCUAGCUUGAUUAUGAGUCGCGAAUCGAGCCUUGGGACAAACGUCAUUUCUUAUCUUCGAGAGAAACUGCCUAGAUAUGACAUCGAUUUGGAAUAUAUGUUUCCUAUGGAUCAAACACAGUGCAAUAAAACCGACAGUUUGGAAGAUGUGCUUGUACCAGUGUCGACAUCAACCAAGAGAGACUACGCCAGCAGAAGACAUCCGUUAAGGCGAAAACAUAGACGUCAAUUGCAAAAAAAUAUAGACAAUGUAAAAAAUUGAUACAAAGAACAUAAAUGUAAAUUGUCUUCAAAUUAAACACCUUCAUUACUUUGGGCUAAUUUUAUUAAUUCAA
Messenger RNA from Camponotus floridanus (Florida carpenter ant), 939 nucleotides. It is a transcript of the gene Karl, whose product is annotated as apolipoprotein D. NCBI's taxonomy places the organism in Eukaryota, Metazoa, Arthropoda, Insecta, Hymenoptera, Formicidae. The coding region runs from base 111 to 866 and encodes 251 amino acids. The transcript has 4 exons. The record is from RefSeq and is a predicted model, not a curated record.